Arachis duranensis is the source of this 738-nucleotide messenger RNA. Its product is annotated as delta(3,5)-Delta(2,4)-dienoyl-CoA isomerase, peroxisomal-like. Bases 1 to 738 code for a protein of 245 amino acids. The transcript is spliced from 2 exons. The record is from RefSeq and is a predicted model, not a curated record. Gene Ontology annotation, molecular function: delta(3,5)-delta(2,4)-dienoyl-CoA isomerase activity. Gene Ontology annotation, cellular component: peroxisome. Lineage: Eukaryota; Viridiplantae; Streptophyta; Magnoliopsida; Fabales; Fabaceae.
AUGGCUAGGAAAUUAGGAAAAUCAGUGGCGGAAGAGAAAUACAAAACCCUAGAGGUAGUAGAGAAGAACCCCAAAUCAGGGGUGUUCCACCUAUACUUGAAUCGCUCGAGACAACGCAACGCUCUGACGCAUGAUUUCUUCACUGAAUUUCUCAAAGCCCUGUAUGCCCUGGACCACAACCAUGACGUCAACGUCAUCGUGUUAUCCGGCGCCGGUGAUCACUUCUGCUCCGGAAUCGACAUUUUCCAGUUGAAAUCUAUCACGCAGUCCUACCACGAUGCCGGGGAGAGUCUCCGUCGGCAGAUCCUGGCGAUGCAAGAUUCCGUCACGGCGUUGGAGCGGUGCCAGAAGCCAGUGAUUGCUAGUAUCCAUGGCGCUUGCAUCGGUGGUGCAGUUGACAUCGUGACAGCCUGUGACUUAAGAUAUUGCACGGAGGACGCAUUCUUUUCGGUGAAGGUGGUUGAUUUGGCCCUGGCUGCUGAUCUCAGCACUCUUCAGAGAUUGCCAUUAAUUGUUGGCUACGGUAAUGUCAUGGAGUUGGCCUUGACAGCUCGCCGGUUUUCCAGUUCCGAGGCUAAGCAGUUGGGCUUCGUUUCUCGUGCUUUCCCUUCCAAAGAUGACCUCGAUCAAGCUGGCAGCUGCGUCGCUGGAAGGGACUUCCCCGCCGCCUUGUGCAACCGAAAGAUUAUUGGGGCUCGCUACUCCGCCGACUACGAGGCCUCCAACGAAGAUGAAUGA